UUCAUGAUUUGUAUUUUACCCACGCCCAACCUUAUGGCAAAAACUCCCUUCCUCAUCCCUCUUAUGUUUCUCCUGUUAUUUGCAACCUUCAGGGCUACUCUGUCGGCCAACAUCACCAUUGAUGAAUUCGCCCUUUUAGCCUUAAAAUCCCAUAUAACUCAUGAUCCGCACAACCUCCUAGCAACCAGCUGGUCCACUUCUGUAUCUGUUUGCAAUUGGAUUGGUGUCACUUGUGGAUCCAGACACCACAGAGUCAUUGCUCUGAAUUUGUCAAGUAUGGAUCUCACGGGCACCAUUCCAUCUCAAUUGGCAAAUUUAUCUUUCCUUGGCUGGCUCGACAUUCAUAACAAUAGUUUCCAUGGCUCUUUACCUACCGAGUUAACUAAUUUGCAUCGGCUGAAAUAUUUGAACUUUGGUAACAACAGCUUCACUGGUGUUUUCCCAUCUACUUUGGGCAAUUUGUCAAAAUUAGAAAGGCUGGUCUUGUAUAGAAACGAUUUCAAAGGGCAGAUUCCUAUAACAAUUGGAAAUCUAUCAAACUUGGAAUGGUUAUAUCUGGAUUAUAAUUCUUUUUCAGGCCAUCUAGAGUCGGAAAUAUUUGAUAACAUGUCUAAAUUGCAAGUAUUAAGCUUGGCUGAGAAUCAAAUUUCUGGUAGCAUUCCUAAUAGUUUAUUCAAGUGCAAAGAGUUGAUGUUUUUAUCUUUAUGGAACAACUCUUUUGAAGGAAGUAUACCUAUAGAAAUCGGAAAUUUGACUAUGCUCCAAUCUUUGUAUCUUGGUUACAAUAACCUCAAAGGUGAUAUUCCAUCGACUGUUGGAAGUUUGACUUCUCUAGUAUUCAUAGAUAUUUCUUAUAACAAAUUAGCAGGUAUAAUAUCACAUUUUUAG
Hibiscus syriacus is the source of this 888-nucleotide messenger RNA. RefSeq names its product receptor-like protein 12. The coding region runs from base 4 to 888 and encodes 294 amino acids. NCBI's taxonomy places the organism in Eukaryota, Viridiplantae, Streptophyta, Magnoliopsida, Malvales, Malvaceae. The record is from RefSeq and is a predicted model, not a curated record. The transcript has 3 exons. Gene Ontology annotation, molecular function: protein binding.